This is a messenger RNA of Talaromyces proteolyticus, 843 nucleotides long. RefSeq names its product putative ADP-ribose pyrophosphatase. Gene Ontology annotation, molecular function: ADP-ribose diphosphatase activity. Gene Ontology annotation, cellular component: nucleus; cytosol. The record is from RefSeq and is a predicted model, not a curated record. The coding region runs from base 129 to 746 and encodes 205 amino acids. The transcript has 4 exons. NCBI's taxonomy places the organism in Eukaryota, Fungi, Ascomycota, Eurotiomycetes, Eurotiales, Trichocomaceae. Gene Ontology annotation, biological process: ribose phosphate metabolic process; nucleoside phosphate metabolic process.
GCUCUUUCUAACCUCUCUCUUUCCUUUACUUAAACCAUCAUUGCCUUAGCGGGCAAGUACAAAAGUACUCUCAGAUUGUUUUACAGUCCUUUCCAGAUUGCCCUUGUUCUCUAACAGAGAAAAAAAAAAUGCCGCAAGCUUCCAAGGUUAUCGAGAAGGGGCCGUUGGCCUCAACAGACGCAAAAUGGAUAAAGCUUAGCAAGAUCACGUAUACGGACCCAUUGGGAGUGCAGCGGACAUGGGAGACUGCUGAGAGGACGACGCGUCCCAAAAACAGCCUGAUUGACGGUGUUGGCAUUGUAGCUAUCCUCAACAAGCGCCAUGGCCCAGAAAUUCUUUUGCAAAAACAAUACAGACCCCCAAUCGACAAGGUCGCCAUCGAAGUCCCCGCCGGUUUGAUCGACGAGGGAGAAACGCCCGAGCAAUGCGCCGUACGAGAACUCAAAGAAGAGACUGGAUAUGUAGGAGUUGCAGAGCAGACGAGCACAGUAAUGUACAAUGACCCCGGAUUCUGUAAUACAAAUCUGAAUAUGGUCCAUGUUCGAGUCGACAUGAGCCUCCCAGAAAACCAGAGCCCAAAACCAGAACUCGAAGAUAAUGAGUUCAUUGAAUGUUUCACUGUCCCUCUUUCUGGACUUUUCGCCGAGCUGAAGAAGCUGGAAAGUCAAGGCUACGCUAUCGAUGCGCGGGUUGGGACAUUGGCCGAGGGAAUUGAGCUGGCCAGCACACUCAAACUUCAGGCGUAAUUCGGCAAAUCGACAUUCUGUAUACGAUAAACAUGAAAAUUAAAUAUGAAAUUAUUGUUAUCAUUAUUUCUCAGUAAUGGACGGUAGCUAGUGCGGG